Molecule: messenger RNA, 2302 nt
Organism: Solea senegalensis (Senegalese sole)
Lineage: Eukaryota; Metazoa; Chordata; Actinopteri; Pleuronectiformes; Soleidae
Product: piggyBac transposable element-derived protein 4-like
Exons: 2
Coding region: 271-2178 (635 amino acids)
Source: RefSeq, a predicted model, not a curated record
UACGUGUGUACUCCCGUACGUGUGUACUCCUGUACGUGUGUACUCCCGUACUUGACGAGUAUUUACUCCAGUCGUACUUCCCAACGGCCGCGGCCGGCUCGAUCACAUAGCCGAAAGGCAUUAUGGGAGUGACACUACUGCGCACGCGCUAAGAGCUACACAACCCGGAAAAACAGUCAGAAACUUUUCGCCCCGGAGCGCGGACGUUGUGUCCACGAGCAGCGAGUUUUCUUACUUGUUUUUGGCAAAUUUGCGAAACAAGUCAAUGAGAUGAUGGACGUGCUGAUGAACGACAGCGGCUCAGAUGUCGUUCCCGAGGACUCGUCCUCGGAGGAAGAAGACCUCAUCCAGCCGAAGUUUAAUAACAAUGGCAGCAGUUACUGGGACUGCAGCAGGGACUCGGACUGCCACAUAUCAUCAUCAGACAGUGAAAACUACAACGAUGAAGAUUACCAGCCACCGAAGUUCUCACUCUCUGCUCGACCCCCACUGUCACGUGGACGACCUUGUCGUCGUGCCCCCCUCCCUCCUCCCCCCCAGCCAUUGCCUACAGAGAAGAUCUCACCUGAACAAAGCCAACCAUCAAAGAAGCGUCGACUUAGUGUCUCUGCAGAUGAAACGACAGAAGAGGACGGAGAAAGAUGGAACAGCAGAGAGGAGGAAGACCAAAAACCAGACCCCCUCAGUUUCACUCCAGCCCGGAGCCCCGGGCCCAGGUUCAACAGGUCGGCGUCAUGGUGUCCUCUCUCACUGUUCCAGUUGUAUUUUAGCAAGUCUGUUGUCCAGACCAUAAUAGACAACACUAAUGCCAAUGCUGCUAGAAGAAUUACGGCUGGGAAAAAGUUUUUGUGGACAACAAUGACUUUGAAAGACUUUUACAUCUUCAUGGCCAUUAUCGUCUUCUCCGGCCUCGUCCAUGUCCACCACAGAGGCGACUACUGGAAGAGACAGUGGCCAUACAACUUUCCCUUCCCCCGUGAGAAGAUGUCCUGGAACCGGUUUGAAGCCAUCCUGUGGUCGUUGCACCUCAGCAACCCGAAAGACGACGAGGACAACGAUCGCAAAAAGAACACGGCGGGCUACGAUCGACUCUUCAAGAUCAAGCCCCUGUACACAGACAUCACGACAGCCUGCAAAGCUCAUUUCCAGCCAUAUCAAAACAUUUGCAUGAAUGAAAGGAUGGUAGCACCCAAGGCUCAGAUUAGCACGAAGCAGCACAUGAGGAGUAAACCCGCCAAGUGGGGCUACAAACUGUUUGUACUAGCUGAUGCCACCACAGGCUACACCUGGAACUUCUCUGUGUACACGGGGAAGCUCGACAAAAGUCAGCUCGGCCUGAGCUACACGUCUGUCGUUGAUCUUCUGCCGUUUUCUGUGCUUGGUGAGGGCUACACAUUAUAUGUGGACAAUUUCUACGCCAGCCCCGCCCUCUUCCGAGAUCUCCACGAGAAACACAUCGGGUGCUGUGGGACCAUUAGAAAAAGCUGCGCUGGUUUUCCACACACAAACAGCAACGACUUUCCUCAGAAGCCCGAGAGGGGAGAUAUCCGCUGGAUGAGGAAAGACUGCUUGUUGUUUGUGAAAUGGGUGGACACUCGCGAGGUGACGGUGUGUUCGACGGUGCAUGAAGCCUUCAGUGGAAAGACUGUGCAGCGCAGAGUGGCAGAGGGUGAAGUCUGGAGCUCUAAAGAAGUGCCCGUGCCCGAUGCUGUGAUGGAACACAACAAGAACAUGGGCGGUGUCGAUCUGUCCGAUGCUUUUAACGGCUACUACAGCAGUCACCACAAAGCCACCAAGUGGUACAAAACUUUUUUUUAUCACUUUAUGGACAUAGCCGUGAUGAACAGUUUCCUUCUGUACGAGGAGCUGUCUCGGUAUAAGUUUGAUCCCAGUGCAAAGGAAUACACCCAGAAAACCUUCAGGGAGACUCUUGCUGCUGAGAUGUUGUGCUUCGCUGAAGGUUUAGCUCCACAACCACCACCAGCAUCCUCGUCCACACUCACCUGCAUGCCACGUUACUAUGGCAGCGACGCGACCGCGUCCAGGAGGUACUGCAGGAGGUGCCAGGAUGCCGGCAUCCAAAGGGUGAAAACGCCAAUUUACUGUAGAAAGUGCAAUGUGUCCCUGUGUCUGACAUCAAAAAAGAACUGCUUUGAGCGGUGGCACGAUACACGAUGACAUAUUGUGUCAUGUGAAAAUUGUAAAUAGUAUAAAUAGUUGAUUGUGGGUUUUUAUGCCUGUUGUUAUGAUUGUUACUGUUUUUUAUUAUGUUUGCACAUUUCAGUAAAUCUACUCCAGCAGA